AUGCGGACAGCACAUCAUCAUCAAUUAUAUGGUCCGCCAUUUCCUUCCCCUUCCACCUCAAGUUCCACUUCUCCACAUAAAGCUGUCGGUCAACCAUAUGCUCCGAGAGCGGCAGCUGUACCAGUCGCAUCGAGUGUGAUGGAGGGAGCCGCGGGUAGAUACGAAGAUGAAGAAGAGUAUGAUUCCAGUGGGGAUGAAAUCGAGAAGAGGAAGUUGGAGUCUAGAAGGGAAAAGAAUAGAGUCAAACAGAGGAAUCUCAGACAACGUAGAGCAGAACACAUCUCCGGUUUAGAAAAAACUGUUGCAGCAUUACAAAAGGAGAACUCUUCUUUAUCCUCUUCCCUAUCUGAAACUCAAUCACGUGAAAACAAACUUCAUUCUUGGGUUAAAGAUCUCGAAAACGCUCUAUAUCGAAAUAAUCUUUCUUCCGAAGUUGAAUCCUAUCGUAGAAUAUGGACACCGGUAUUACAACGAAGACCAUCCACUAUGUCCAACAUGACGAUUAAUUCAAAUCCUAUCGGAAUGAAUAUGAACAUGUCAAUGGGAAAUAAUGAUCCAUUAUCUACUCUCGCUCAAGCUGCAGCAUCGAUACCUGUUUCUUCAACACCUCCAAUAUACCCUUCAUCUUCAACUCCACCCAUUUUUCCAUCUUCAACACCCGUAUUCUCUUCUUCAACCCCCCCUGUAUUCUCUUCUUCAACACCACCAAUUUACUCUUCUUCUAAAACCCCCCCAUUUUCUCAUCGACCACCUUCGGCUAAUGGUCAAAGACCAAUGUGGAAUCGUGCCUUGACAGGUGGGUUUCAAUGGGAUCCAGCUGCUGUUGAUAAUCCUUAUGACUAUAAUAAAGAACGAAAUGAAAGACGAGGAAAAUCAAGACAAGAUACGGAUAAACAAGAUAGAGAUAUAUUGGAAAGAGAAAGACAAACAGAAGAAAUGAGAAAAAGAAAAAGAUCUUUAGGUAUGGAAAGUCCUAAAUUAAGAUCUAGACCUGGUUCUUCAUCAGGUUCCAACACAGAAAGAGGAUUACAAGGAUUAGGUAUAGGAACAAAUAUAGAAAAAAUCGGAAAUGGACAAGGAUGGGAAAGAGAAAAAGAUAAAAGAGGAGAUAGAGAACUUGCGAUUCCUUGGGAAUUACCUUCAAAUCGAUCAAGACCUCAAACAGCACCUUCUUCUUCAACUUCUUUAUCAAUGACAAGUAUGUCAUCUUAUUCCACAUUACCAUCUUCCAAUUUUCAUUCCACUUUUUCAUCUUCCUCCCGACCGAAUUCAUCUUCAAUACCACUAAAUUCAAAUUCGACGAUAAACAACUCUACUUCUUUUUCAGCACAAGCAAAUUCCUCUUCCGCAUUCCCUGGUACACUCAACUUUUUAGGUUCACACCCUACCGGAUCCUCUGCUAUCCUACCUUCUGUCGUUCCGGGUUCUCAUGCCUCUCAUGGACCAGGUUCAGGAUCGACAUCAUCAUUCUCCGGUCAUUCCACUACACCUACUUCAUCUUAUUUCUCAACUAACCAUCCUCAUACAAAUUCUAAACUAAGAAGAACUUCCACUUCUUAUUCUCACCUUGAACAAAAAGAUGGUGAGGAGGAAAAUCGAAAUUCGGGAAAUGCUGGGGUUAUUCAAGGAGUUCAAAGUUCUCAAGGGGUUUCUAAAUCAGCUCCAUCGCCAAGACCUAUGAGGAUUGAAAGUCUUUUAUCCCCCGAUCUAGCUGGGACGGAAAAAGAUAUGGAAAAUCGUUCUCCGACCAAUGGUGACAUACCUUCAGGCUCUCCUCGUUCGACUCAAAAUCAAUUCCAACACCUACAUAUCCCUCAUGAUGAUACAGAUCCACGUUUAUCACCUACUUAUAACAUUCAUGAACAACCUAUUCCUCAUCAACAAUCAAAACAAGAUCCACACAAUCACAAUCAUCUUCCACGUGGCGGAGAGAUGGAAAUUGAUCAAUCUCUUACCCCUACCCCUUUCUCUCCAACAUCAACCUCUGUACAUUCGCCGUUAUCGACUCAAAAGACAGAUAAAACAUACGAAACUCAAACCAGUCAAGGAUCUCAAACUGUCCGUUCGACCUCUUACGCAAAGUCUGAAACUCAAGACAACGCGGAAAUGGAUAAAAGACCUAAAUGGAAUUCAACUUCUCCACCUAUUUACAGACCUUAUCAACCUUUACCAUUACCAUUACCGCAACAAACUGUUAGACCUCUUAUCCCUCAGAAGAUACAACGUCAAUGUGCUGCUUUCUCCUCAGGAGAGGGAAUUAGUCCAACAGGAGGAGAACGUGAUCUUGGUGGAUCAAAUUCGAGAGAGAGGACAGUUGGAUCUGGUGAAAGUACUCCUGCAGUCAACGGAGAAAUCGGAAAUCUGCCAUCGGGGUCGAGAUCAGGAGGAUUGACUCUCUCAUCAGGAUUUCAGAAAGAGAGAAGAAAUGAACACGGUUUACCUGAAGGAAGAAGGAUAGAGGAUGAGGCAGGGUCUGAAAAGCGUAUGGGUCAACGAGACGAACGGGGUGCAGAUGGAGGAGUGGGAAGGGAGGUCGAUAUGGGAGAAGAAUGGAGAGAUCAAUUGAAAAGCGAGGAGACGAUAAUUCCAGCUGAAGGGGAGAUGAGGGUCAAGGUGGAACGGGUAGGUGAGCUGGAUCUGUGGACGAACUUUCCUCAAGGGAGGAACAAGGAAGGAAGAGGGGAUGUACAGGUCGUUCAAGGCCUCUCAGAUGAGGAAUGACGAGAUGAGAAAUGACGAGAUGAGAGAGGGUAAUGGAGCAGGAGACAAAGAAUAUUCCUGUUCAUAUUGUCAGAAUCAUAUGCAUCUUGUUCAUCCGU
Molecule: messenger RNA, 2819 nt
Organism: Tremella mesenterica DSM 1558
Lineage: Eukaryota; Fungi; Basidiomycota; Tremellomycetes; Tremellales; Tremellaceae
Exons: 3
Coding region: 1-2721 (906 amino acids)
Biological process (GO): regulation of DNA-templated transcription
Molecular function (GO): DNA-binding transcription factor activity
Source: RefSeq, a predicted model, not a curated record